AUGGAAUCUAGAUUUGGAGUUGUGCUGGUUUUGAUCUUGGCAGCUGCAUCAUCAUCUGCCCAGAAGAACUGUACCUGUGCGACCAACAGACGGGCUCUAUGCACUGAAGACACAUUUGGGAACUGCCUCUGCACAUUGGUGGGUUCAAAUCAAAGAGUAAAUUGUUCAGUGUUGACUUCAAAAUGCCUACUGAUGAAGGCAGAAAUGAGCACCCCAAAGGGCAGGAGUUUCUUCAAACCUGAGCAUGGCUUUUUAGACAAUGAUGGAGUUUACAAUCCAGACUGUGAGGAUAGUGGUAUCUUCAAAGCCAGGCAGUGCAAUCAGACCAAUACCUGCUGGUGUGUGAACUCUGCUGGGGUGAGAAGAACUGAUAAAGGUGACACAACCCUAAGAUGCAAUGAACUAGUCAGAACUAACUGGAUCUUCAUCGAACUGAAACACAAGGAGAGGUCUAAAGCCUUCAAUGCUUCUGAAGUGGCAGAUGGUCUGAGACAGAUCAUUCAGAACAGAUACAAGCUGCAACCAAAGUACAUUACUGCCAUUGAGUAUGAAUACCCAUUCAUCCAUAUUGACCUGAAGCAAAAUGCUUCCCAGAAAUCCAAAGGAGAUGUUGAUAUAGUUGAUGUGGCUUAUUACUUUGAAAAAGAUGUUAAACUUGACUCCAUAUUUCAUCAUAGUAAUGCAUUCAACCUCUCCGUUAACAGAGACCCUCUGGAUGUGGAAGGAAUUUUAAUUUACUACGUGGAUGAAAAGCCACCAGAGUUUUCUAUGAAACGUCUGACUGCUGGCGUUAUUGCUGUGUUGGCAGUGGUGAUAUUGACUAUUAUUACUGGGAUUAUUGUACUGGUUAUUACCAGAAGGAGGACCGGGAAGUAUGAGAAGGUCGAGAUCAAGGAGAUGGGUGAAAUGAGACGAGGACAAAACUUAUAGCUGCCUUAAUCUGAAGACAGAAAUUAAGACUUUGAUGAGAAGGAAGCAGAAAUCGGAAGAUUAUUCAAUGUUUGUGUGGGGAGGCUGGGGUAUUUUUUAUUUCUAGUUUUAAAACAAUGUUUUUCUAAAAUCCUAAAUAAGCUUCGAUGAGUAAAGUGGUAUUAACUAGUAUAAAUGAAUUUGAGAGUUGAUUAUCAAAAUCACCUUAGCCCAAAAUUUUCCGAUUGUAUAGUUGUAUUUUUAAGAGGACAAGAAAGUUAUUUGUACUUCCUAACAUAGCUAUUUAGCAUAAUUUAUAAUACCUAAAUUUGAAUUACUAAAGAGCCUGUUAAACUUGUUUAAAAAUUUUAUGAGGACUUUUUUUUUUUUUUUUGCACAACCAGGUGCUGAAGCUUGAAUAUGCACUGUCUGACUCACUUGUAUAACUAGGGUUGGCUUUCUGUUUUCAAUGACAUUUUUAAAGAUACCAUCUUUGAUGAAGUUUCUGGAACUUUUUUUUUUUCACCAACUUUAAACUUAAU
This is a messenger RNA of Mauremys mutica (yellowpond turtle), 1451 nucleotides long. RefSeq names its product tumor associated calcium signal transducer 2 (gene TACSTD2). NCBI's taxonomy places the organism in Eukaryota, Metazoa, Chordata, Testudines, Geoemydidae. The coding region runs from base 1 to 930 and encodes 309 amino acids. The record is from RefSeq and is a predicted model, not a curated record. The transcript has a single exon. Gene Ontology annotation, cellular component: membrane.